This is a messenger RNA of Gigantopelta aegis, 5305 nucleotides long. Its product is annotated as universal stress protein Slr1101-like. Lineage: Eukaryota; Metazoa; Mollusca; Gastropoda; Neomphalida; Peltospiridae. The coding region runs from base 264 to 770 and encodes 168 amino acids. The record is from RefSeq and is a predicted model, not a curated record. The transcript is spliced from 4 exons.
CCAGGCAUUACCCUUGAGUAACUGAGACACUAAUAAGCUUCAUCUUUAUUGUAUCACGACGGGUCGAAGUUUACCACGACUUCACUGCCUGUCCGUGUUAUAACGAAAACUCGUCUAUCGUCUAUCGUCGAUUGUGUUUUUGGUGUAACUGUUCGCCUGUCUGCAAACCACCCCGCGCUUCACAGGAGAAAUAACUAGCCGUGGUUAUUGGUGCGUGGUCGCUAUUUAAAUCAUUUCUAUACGGCUGCUACCACUGGAGAAAAAUGGCCGAGCAGGCUGAGCAGAAACCCUCGGAAACUACGAGGAAUGUGAUUAUUGCCAUGGACGGCAGCGAGUUCGCAGAUUACGCCCUCGACUGGUACUGCCAGAAUAUCCGGAAGCCAGGUGACCACGUGGUCCUGGUGCACUGUCCGGAACUGAACGAUAUGCUGCAUGCUCAGAGCUGGAACAAUUCCGUUUACGUCUUUGAUCGAGGCGUCCUGGAAAAUAUGAUCCAAGAGGAACAGAAACGGAUACAGAGAGAUUUGGAGAGGUUUGCAGAAAAACUUAAACAUCAUGGUCUCGGUGGCAAGGUGAAGAGUGUAAUGGCGUCCAAGCCAGGGGAGGGAAUCAUCAAGGCAUGCGCAGACGAGAAGGGUCACCUGAUCGUCACGGGGACGCGCGGCAUGGGCACCGUGAGGAGGACGUUCAUGGGCAGCGUCAGCGACUACCUCGUGCACCACUCCCACGUGCCCGUCCUCGUGUGUCGGAAAGUCGACUACCACCAAUAAUAGACAGACACACCUAGCGUUUAGUUACCGUACACAGUUACCGUGUCGUUGGACACAGUUACCGUGUCGUUGGACACAGUUACCGUGUCGUUGGACACAGUUGCUGUGUCGUUCUACAUAUUUACCGUGUCGCUGGACACAUUUACCGUAUCAUAAACAGACUACACUCAAGGCUUAAACAGAUCCUAUCUCUCACAAGUACGGGGGUAUUGGUAUGCGUUCUUACAUGGUGUAAUAUUGGCGGUAUUGGUGUAAGUUCUUGUAUCUAGGUUCUUGAAGGUGUAAUAAUAGUUUUAUUUUAUACGUUUUUACAAGGUGUAAUAUCGGAGGUAUUGGUGUAAGGUCUUAUAAAGGUUCUUGAAGGUGUAAUACUAAAGGGAUAUUUGUAGACGUUCUUACAAGGUAACAAAAUGCAAGUAUUGAUGUAAGUUCUUAUAUACGUUCUCAAAAGUGCAAUAAUAAAGGGGUAUGGUAUAUGUUCUUACGAGAUGUAUUAAUGAAGGUAUUGGUAUAAGUACUUAUAAAACGUCAUUUUAACUCUGUCUUUAACGGAGAUACGAUUUUGGGGCAAUGGUUUGUGUCGUUCAGAAGUACAUCUUCAAAUGAUUGUAGAUACAAUAAUAGAGUUAUGGGUAAAAUGCAGGCGUAGGCAAAAAUCGUUUACUCUCUCUCUCUCUUUCUCUCUCUCUCUCUCUCUCUCUCUCUCUCUCUCUCUCUCUCUCUCUCUCUCUCUCUCUCUCUCUCACGCAUUCGUCCAUUUUGUAGAUUAAUAUACCGCCCCCACCCCACCCUACCCCACUCACCCCACCCCACCCCCGCAUUCGUAUUUUAAAGACACUGUUCUGAAUUUGUUUGAUAUUGUAUAGACGUUCCCGACUGGAGCCUUUUAACGAUCGUAAUUACAUAAAAAGAUUUUCUUUUUGUUUAGAAAUCCACUGUCUGUAUAACUAAUGUGUGUCGAACCGUCCUAGUGUUUGUUGUUGCUCAAACUUAAUUUUAAUUCUGAAGAUACAUAUUUUUUGGACAUAGAAAAUUAUUGGUUGUAAAAUGCAAUUUGGGCUACUAUAAACAUUGGGAUCAUCAGAAAAAGAUAUUGAAUAUGCAGACGCUGAUAUUCUAAACACGAAAAUGUAUUGUGUAUAUAAUGUUAUUCGUUUAUAAAGGCUCUAUACGGUAUGUUACAAUGAAAUAGUCUCUUUAAUCAUAGAGAGCGGGUAAAGCGCUAUACGGUAUGUUACAGUGAAAUAGUCUCUUUAAUCAUAGAGGGCGGGUAAAGUCCUAUACGGUAUGUUACAAUGAAAUAGUCUCUUUAAUCAUAGAGGGCGGGUAAAGCUGUAUACGGUAUGUUACAAUGAAAUAGUCUCUUUAAUCAUAGAGGGCGGGUAAAGCGCUCGCCUCAUGGUCUAGGAUCGAUCCGCUCCAGUGGGCCCAUUGGGCUAUUUAACGUUCCAGCCAGUACACCACGACUAGUAUGUCUGUGAAAUGAUGCAUGUAAACGAUCCUUUGCUACUAAUAUGGAACAGGUAGCGAGUUUCCUCUCUAUGACUAUGUAAACAUUACCAAUUAUUAUCUUGUGGGAUCGUUACACAAAACGAACACAAAUACAAUCUCUUUAAGUAUGGCCUCUUGCCUUAUUGCAGUGAUAAUAAGAAAGUUAUGAGUGUCUAUAGACUACUGAGAGUAAGAUGUAACUGAACUAAUGGAGGUGAGAGUCUUUGUUUAAGUCUUGAGUGUCGUAGUUACACCUACAGUUGAGAGUUAGUGAGGUAAAACCGGGCUGUAGAGAACUAUGCACGUGGACGAUUUAGAAUUUUAUUAUGCAUUCUAUAUAGAUUAUAUAAUAUAUAUAUAUAUAUAUAUAUAUAUAUAUAUAUCUUGAUAUUUUAUCAGUUACAACUAUAUAUGUGAUAUAUUAUAUUUUAAAGCUUUCCUGUUAACAAUGGUUGUGUAAUCAGCUUUUUUAUUAUAUAGGAUUCUACUUGUCAGUGAGUGUUUUCUCUCUAUAUAAUAUAUAUAUAUAUAUAUAUAUAUAUAUAUAUAUAUAUAUAUAUAUAUAUAUAUAUAUAUAUAUAUAUGUGUGUGUGUGUGUGUGUGUCCCUUGUGAAUAAAAGUCCAUUAGGUUCAGUAUGUGUUUCCAGCUAUUCCAGACAUUAACAUAUAUAGAAAGAGUUUGUGAUUUCUUUUUUGUAUGUUUCAUGACCGUUAUGCACUGGCGUAGCCAGAAGGUGGGAAUAUGGGAGUUCUAUUCCCCAAGUCAUACCUCUGUUUUCCCACCACCAACUCAUAGACAGUGUGGUUGGUCCGUUACCCCCACCUCACUCAGUAUAUAAUCGUGGUUACGCCAAUGAUUUUGUACUUGUAACUUUUAAAUGUGGUUACGUCACUCGUUCCAAGGGUAAAUCUAUCGAGUGCUGGUGUUUGUAAAGUAGCCUGUUUGUGAAAACGUAUUAUGUCCUGAUUUUAUUAAAUUAUAAAUUCAUAUAAGCUUCUAGUGGAUUAUCUCUCUUUCAUUCCAGUCGUCACCUGCUUGAUAACCAAUUUUCAAAAACAAAAAUGAGGUAGAUCUAUCUAACUGAAUCACGCACCCCCCACCCCCCACCCCCAACCACCCACACCCGAGCACAUCAUUUUGACGUCAGCUACGCAUCUGAUUAUGUUUUCUAUCUGUGUUCUAUUUCUAUUGUAGUUUCGCUUUAUUUACGAAUUAAAAAAAUUCUGUAGUCAUAACACUUCCAAGUAGAUCCACUGAGCCCUCAAGCAUGUAUGUGUGCUCUAGUGGUUUCGUUAAACAAUACACAUUUAGAAUUUUCAACACGACAACGAAAAUAAAACAAAACAAAGUAAGCAAAUAAACCAAAGACAAACAAGAAAUCCGAGGUAAAUAUCUCCGUUCAAACAUCUUUACCCCCGAGGUGUUGAGGUACAAAUUAUUGCGAAAGCGAUUAAAUGUUUCACUGUUAUAUUUCAUCCUUCAUGUCUGUAGUUGAAACAUUUCGUAAUACAUUUGUUAUUACAUGUACACUACGUAUAAUGAGGUGUUGCUACUGGCAACAGUUGUCAGCUGGUGUAUUUAAUUAUCUCAGCUGGUAGUCCCGAAUGUCCCUUGUUCCAAUGACCUCAGAUGCAUGCCUGUUACACAAUACAUACGUUCACAACACAGCGCUAUUCUCCGCAUGUUCAUCAAAUGGGUCUAAAUACCUCGUUUGGCAGGUAUUGUGUUGCAUGAUUGCUCAAUUUCACGUACAAUAAUCUUAAGAAUGUUUUGUUUCUAUAAAUUGAUUGUUAACUUAAUACUUAGAUUGUUUAUUGAAGAUUUCAUUUUGUAUUUUCCAAUUAUAAUUGUGAUACAGUUUUAAAUCCAUAAAAAAAUGUUUACGGUAAGUAAAGCUAGUACGUCUGGAUUUUGACCUUGAUAACUAUUGAUACGAAUAAUAUCUACACUUCUAAGUUUUAUGUUUUACUCUUCUCUUUGCUAAUUGUUUUUUUUUUUUUUUUGGUUGUUGUUUUUUGGGGGGGUUGUGUUUUGGGUUUUUUGGGGGGGGGUUUGUAACGCGUUUUAGCUUAUCUGUGUUUCAUGUAAAUCUAUCCCCACCCGAUGGAGUACCGAUACACGGGUACAAGAUUACAUUCCAUGCAGCUAUCCUAAAAAGCUAAAGCUAUUCGGCUUACGAACGAUAUUAAUUACAGCCUUAUGUCCAUCAUCAAUUCCUUUAAGCCAACCUAAUGGAAAUAUUUUUCCGGAAUUUCCCCCCACACACAUCACCAUAAACGGAUAGUCAAUAAAUGAGAUAUUUCAACAUAAAUUCUCAGUGGUGAAUAUCUCUCUCUCUCUCUCUCUCUCUCUCUCUCUCUCUCUCUCUCUCUCUCUCUCUCUCUCUCUCUCUCUCUCUCUCUCUCUCUCUCUCUCUCUCAAUUUCAUGUUAUUCCAUCCUCUACUGACACGUCAUACGGUAUACUUACAUUUAACCUGCUUGCUAUUUCGCCUCUUUGUCUUCCAAAUAUGCAGAAAAGUGUUAACCACGACUUUAUUAUACACAAAGUAAACCACAAAAACAAAUAUAGCUCAAAUUGUUUUUGUUUUGUUGUUAUACUUAUUCAUACCUGUAGCACCGUACUUUGAAUAACAUGAUUUACAGUACAGUUCUGUAGAGAUAACGUUGGUGUAACUGGUAAAAUCCAAUUAAUUUGCAUUUCGUUAUAUUCAUUUGGUAGUAUUUUCAAUAACCACGUGUACAAAGGUGUAUUUUAAACCUUAUAAACAUGACUGGAAUGUGUUGUUACGCAAGGAAAUGAAAAUAGUUUACUUAUUCCAUCGGAUGCAUUGUAACUGUUGAAGCAAGGAACCGGAAAUAUCGGAUUGACACACGUGUUGUUAAUAUAUGACUGUAACGAAUUUUUUUAUUAUUAUUGAAUUGUACUGUUAUUUAGAUCCAAGCAUUUAGUACAUGAUUAUGGUGGUAAAUAAAACAGUUGGUUUCCACAAAGUGGGUUUAUAUUUAUCUUUCUAAUAUGAAAUAAAGUAUCUUCAAAUAUGA